AUGCUAAAUACUAAGUGCUUUCAAUCGCCAAGGCUCGAUGAUUCAGGAGAUUCUUGGCUGGGGAAUCUUGAUCUGACAACACUUGCAGCAAAUCACUCAUCUCCAAAGCGUUCUACACCCGAACGUCGUAAUGUUCGUAUAUCAAAUAGCCGUACUCCCAAUUCUCCUGAACGUGCAGAAUCAAUGUCAUUUCGAGAGCGUAUUUUGCUUCAACUUCACAUGAACUCCGCUCUGGAUACUUCAGUUCGACAUUCCAUUCGUGCUCAAUCUUCCCCUUCCACUGAAUCGCAAAUCAAACUCGCCAGUCAACUCAGUUAUCGCGACGCAACUAACUGGCUUUCUUUAGUUGGAUUACCUUGUCGUGUUAAGGAGCUUCUUCAGCAACAUCGUGGCAUAAGCAAUCUCUAUGGUAACGACUGGCAGAUGCAAUGCCUUAAAUUAGCUGCAACUUCAGACCGAGCAAAUCUUAUUUAUAGUCUCCCAACAAGUGGUGGGAAAACCCUAGUCGCUGAAAUCAUGUUGCUCUCAGAGGUUCUAGUUACUCGCAAAAAUGUCCUCUUUAUUCUUCCCUUUGUCUCAAUUGUUCAAGAAAAAGUACGGAGCCUCAAUCCCCUGGGUUUGGAUUUGAAUUUUCUUGUGGAGGAAUAUGCCAGCAAUAAAGGCCGUAUUCCACCUAUUAAAAGGCUGAAGAAGUGUUCUGUCUACAUCGCCACUAUUGAAAAGGCCCAGAGCAUUGUUAACAGCCUUAUUGAUGCUUCUAGACUGGAGGAACUCGGGUUGGUUAUUGUUGAUGAAUUACACAUGUUGGGCGAGGGUGGCUCACGUGGAGCAGCUUUAGAGCUUAUUCUAACUAAAUUGAAAAUAGUUUCUCCCCAAACGCGAAUUAUUGGCAUGAGCGCAACCCUCUCUAAUCUCUCGGAACUGACGGACUUUCUCAAUGCCAAACUUUACACAAAUGACUUUCGACCGGUUGAUCUUGUUGAAUACAUUAAAGUCGGUGAUAAUCUAUACAAGAUUCUUCCUUCUCACAGAAAUUCAUACUGCCUAUCCGAACGUGUUGAACAUGAGAGGGUAAUCAAUUUUCAGUAUCCAGAUGAGGUGAAGAAACGAGAUCCCGAUCAUCUCGUUGGUCUUGUUGCCGAAGUUCUUCUAGCCCCUUCUGUACACGGGACAAGCCGAUCUCCCUCCUGUCUGGUUUUCUGUCCCACCAAAGCUCACUGUGAAAAUACCGCACGAUUGCUAGCUGAUCUUUUACCGGUGCAGGUCGAUAAUACAGUUGGCGAGGAGGUGCGUAAGCGACGCCAACAACUCCUUGCCAACUUGAGGUUGGAUGCUCAACGAGAGCCGAACCCCGAAGCUUUGGAGGCUUGCUGUCCUAUUUUGGAAGCGACUAUUCCUCGUGGAGUUGCCUAUCAUCACUCAGGGUUAACUCAGGAGGAGAGAAGGGAGUUAGAAGAAGCUUUUCUUGAAGGAGAUACAUUGAGAGUUAUUUGCUGUACGUCUACUCUUGCUGCUGGUGUUAAUUUACCCGCUAGACGGUAUGUGUUUCGAAUCCUCUUUUUCAUUAUUUCUAUUAAGUACAUUUUUGGGAUAAAUAUUGGGCUAUAA
Messenger RNA from Rodentolepis nana, 1608 nucleotides. The record is from the annotation of a GenBank genome assembly. Lineage: Eukaryota; Metazoa; Platyhelminthes; Cestoda; Cyclophyllidea; Hymenolepididae.